Molecule: messenger RNA, 1484 nt
Organism: Sphaeramia orbicularis (orbiculate cardinalfish)
Lineage: Eukaryota; Metazoa; Chordata; Actinopteri; Kurtiformes; Apogonidae
Gene: trub2
Product: TruB pseudouridine (psi) synthase family member 2
Exons: 8
Coding region: 131-1138 (335 amino acids)
Biological process (GO): pseudouridine synthesis; RNA processing
Molecular function (GO): RNA binding; pseudouridine synthase activity
Source: RefSeq, a predicted model, not a curated record
GUACAUAAGUACGCAUGCGCACCAGACAUGCGUCAACUGAAGGAUAAACGGUUCAUGUUUUAGGUACAACAAAACAGAUGUAUCGAUAAAUAUAAAUUCAGUAUAAUUUUUUUUUUUAAUCGUUGUCACAAUGGCAACACCAGCUAUCCGGACGUUUCGGAGGUUAGAGGGUUUAUUCUGUGUGUACAAACCCCCUGGUGUCCACUGGAAACUGGUGCGGGACAGUGUUGAAACUAGUCUUCUUAAAGGUGUAAACACCACUCCGUCUCGGCCUCUUCCUCGGGAGAUCCGCUUCUUACCCCUUCAGGGAAAUGAGACUGGAACAGCCAAGGAAAUCACAGUGUCUGCGGCCUCUGUACCAGUGUUAUCCAAACACCCUCUGGUAACUGGACCUGAGUUCCAGAACAUUAAAGUGGGAGUAGGACAUCACCUAGAUGCAUUUUCUUCUGGUGUUCUUGUUCUAGGAGUUGGAAAUGGAAAUAAGGCCCUAAAUAAUCUCCACCAAACACGAGUCACAAGGGAUUAUACAUUAGAGGGUGAAUUUGGGACAGCGACAGAUGACUUUUCACACAAAGGCCGAGUUGUAGAAACAACCACCUACGAUCACAUUACACAGGAAAAGCUGGACAAGGUUUUGGCGAUGCUGCAGGGAGCCAAUCAAAAGGCCUUGUUAAUGUACUCCAGAGUAGACAUGCGCUCACAGGAAGCUUAUGAGAUGGCUGUGCAAGGCUUACUGGGUCCAGAAGGGAAAUCGUUGCCUAUUUUGACUGAUAUACGUUGCAUUCACUUCCAGCCUCCCAGUUUCACUUUGGAGGUGCAAUGUCUGAAUGAAACACAGAAAUAUUUGCGCAAAAUCGUGCAUGAGAUAGGACUGGAACUGCGCAGUACAGCAGUAUGUAAGGGAGUACGACGCACCAGAGAUGGCUGCUUUACUCUGCAGGACGCCCUGACACGUAACCACUGGACUGCUACAGAUAUCAUGGGUGCCAUUCAACAGUACCACGCCACAAAAAAGAACAAAAAGAAGUCUUCCCACUCAAAAAACAUGGACUCAAGAUUACAGUUGGAAGGGUUUAAAAUAACCACCAAUGAAGAAAAUGCAACUAACCAGGGAGAAGCUGUGCAUACUAUUAAAUAGCAUCAAGCCAGAUGGUAAUGUAAGACCCAUAAAUGACAUUUACAUAAAGACUGGUUAUUUGUAUUGUAUUUGUUAUUUGUCCCAGAAAUUGUCAUGUUUCCAUGUGUAUAAUACCACUUUUACCCAGAAGUAAAUUAUUUUCUAAAAAAAAAAUCCAGGCCGUUGUUAUUUUGCACAUUCUAAAUUGAACUGCUUUUGAGUCUUUACAAAGUGAAAAUUUCACAUUAGUUACAAAGUGGUUGUUAGCAUGAAUACAGCCUCAAAAGACCUCACUGGAAGAAAACAGAAAUUUCCUGGGAAGAUGAGUUCAAUUUAAACUUGAUCAAUAAAAUUAAUUAUUCAACAG